AUGUCAUUCCCAGCAGCUAGUGCUUACCUCGCAGCAGUAAAGUGGAAUGAUGAAGACUGCUACCUUCAUGAUUUCAUCAAUAAAUAUGAGCUACCUCAAGUAGCUAAAAUCACCAAAGGUCAAUUCGCCAAUUUAGGCGUACCGAGCUUUGCCAAUCCUUCUCUAAAUCAAAUUGUCUUGAUCGCCAGAUCUAAACGAAUAAAAGUUGCUGCUCAGUGUGUCAAGUUUAAGAAUAAAAAAAAUAUUGUGCCCGUUGGAUCGAAGCUUGCUAUUCCCGAUUCUUAUGAAGGCUGGUUUGAAAUUUUAAGUGAAGACUUGAAACCAGUACCCUGCAUUGAGACUGUUUAUGAGUUGUGGCGAAAAUCUCCGGCCACUUGUCUCGUUCGUGAAAACAUUAAAGCUCACCUCGCAAAAGUUGAUGAUGCAGAUAUUUUGUCCGACAAAACUAAAACCAUUUACUCCGGGGAGACAUUAAUUGCAGUUGAUGAAGUUAAAGUGAUGCAUGCUAGAUCAAAAUCUGGACGAUAUUUGAAAUGCUUUACUGCUAAGGGAGAUGCUGUCUUUCUCGGUUUUGAACAAAAAGGAAAGUUCAGCACGGUUGCUACUGAAGAGAAUAUAUCAGGUGUUCACACUAUCGACAAUUUGCUAGCAAAAUGCUUACCUUUGAUGGUUCGUUUAGUUCAUGGCAAACCACCGUUUAGUGUAAAAUCAAAUUCUAAUUUUGUACCUGAAAUGAGGCUGUACUCUCUUUUUGAAGAAGAGAGUGUCAUGGCUCUACCUUUACUUAAAGAUGCAAAUAUAGUAACUCUACCACCUUCAGCUCAACUGAAGGUACAAGCACCAAAAAAUGUAGAGACUCUACUUAAGCUUAAAAACUAUGAUUUUCUGAUCAAGAAAUAUAAGAGCUUAAUGCAAGAAAUGUCAAAUCAAAUACAGUUAUUCGAUAUUUCACUUUUAAAAGACACUCGUGGAAAAAAAGUUAAGAUACAAAAACCUCGCGAAAAAUGUUUACCAAAGAUACAACUUCGACAACGCAACUCUUCUGAUAAAAACUCUAAAAUUAAAGAUACACCUAAACAAGAAGUAUCACCAACUGGCAGCUUAAACGAUUAUCUGUCUGAUGACAUGGACGUUAAUUAUGAUGAAGUGGAUCAAAUUUAUGAUUAUGUGAGAGGACUUGCCCCACUCCCACCAGAAAUUGCUCAUAAUUUAAAAGGUGACGUGAAUGGUAAUACUGAACUUUCACUACGCCACAGUUCCUCUCCAUCUAGUUCGCCAGUAGCAACUAAUUCGACCGCUAGUAAUAAAACGCCUGAGAAGCCUAAACCUCCACCCAUUGAAACUAUUCCUGUAAGAAGAGCAUCAAAAGAUGAGCUCCCCGCCUUGCCAGUUCAGUUCCACAACAAUAUUGUUAUCCAGGAUGGCGACAUAGACGAUAUUAAUCCUGUUGAAGAGCACAUUUAUGAAAAAGUGUCAGUUCGAAAAGAUCGAAAAAGAAGCAUACCGGAAGCUAGAUGCAGAAUCUGGACAGAAGAACAGCCAAUUGUAUCUCACCACUUAAAUUACGGAGUCAAAAAGCUUCUUAUGAAAAAUCCAGCUCAAAACAAAAUUCAUCAACGGCAGCGAUUUUCAAGAAACCCAAAAAAUCAGCCAGUAUUGAAAGAUGCUCAAAAUCCUAACCAACGGGCACGUAGCAAAUCCGCGUCAAACUCGCCGCUGUUUAAUAUAAGAUACAAAUCCCUUGGUAAUCUAGUAGCUGAGUUUGAUGCGCUUAAUUUGAAUCAUACUAGAGGCCAAGAGUCAAGUGGUUCCGGUAGCUCAAAGGAAAGAAGUUAUGAAAGAAGAAGCCGGAUGCAAAGACCUAAGUCAAUGACGGAUUUAUUCGUGGACGUUAACCACCCGGCGGCUCAAUUAUGCAAGUAUAGGAACUUUGAACCGUUUUUCAAUGGUUUAGACAACCGAAAGUCACAUUUUUGUCCCGAAGUUGUUGGUGGAAAACUAAGUAUGCAGCACAAGCGUAUAGGAACAUUAUACCUUUGAAAACUCGCAUCUGUGUUGCCAACUAUUUGCAAUCUUUGUAAGUGAUUUUUACUAUCAGCAACUUUACGCAGUGUAUGUUUUUCCCAAAUUUUACUUUCAACUACUUUCUGUCAUGCACUGUGAUAAAAGAGAUUCAUGGAAAUUUGCUCAUUUGUGGUUAAGGAAGUCAGACUGUAGUGUAUAGGUGUGUGUGUUAUGCCAAACAACUUUCAAACAUUUUCGUCUUAUUUUAAAAAUGGACUUAGAUACUGAAAUGUGUUCGAAUUUCUGUCAGUUUUAUGUGUGAACUUUAAAUGUAUUCUUGUAAAAAAAAAAAGACUUUUGUGAUAAUGUAUACCGAUCGAAUCAAAAGUAUGUCAUAAUUUAACUUCGUUCCUAUUCUUUUGAUUAAGAAAUGGUAGUUUUUAUACUCACGUAAUUUAUUUUUUAAAGCUAAAACAAAUGUUUUGAAAAUGUAAAGCUCUGUAUUUGUAACUUUUUUAUCUAUCGAAAAGUAGCAUAAUGAUUAUG
This is a messenger RNA of Uloborus diversus, 2550 nucleotides long. RefSeq lists its product as uncharacterized. The record is from RefSeq and is a predicted model, not a curated record. Bases 1 to 2040 code for a protein of 679 amino acids. The transcript has a single exon. Lineage: Eukaryota; Metazoa; Arthropoda; Arachnida; Araneae; Uloboridae.